This is a messenger RNA of Xiphophorus couchianus (Monterrey platyfish), 669 nucleotides long. It is a transcript of the gene gtf2a2, whose product is annotated as general transcription factor IIA, 2. Gene Ontology annotation, cellular component: transcription factor TFIIA complex. The transcript is spliced from 4 exons. The record is from RefSeq and is a predicted model, not a curated record. Gene Ontology annotation, biological process: transcription initiation at RNA polymerase II promoter. The coding region runs from base 102 to 437 and encodes 111 amino acids. NCBI's taxonomy places the organism in Eukaryota, Metazoa, Chordata, Actinopteri, Cyprinodontiformes, Poeciliidae.
GCGUUUAUUGUGAAAGGUUUAGGCGGAAGCUAGUUAGCGGUGGAUGCAGAAGCUAGCUAGUUCUGUGAGGUUCGGUUUAGUGCAGUCAGAACCAGAGAACCAUGGCCUACCAGCUGUACCGGAACACCACGCUGGGGAACAGCCUCCAGGAGAGUCUGGACGAGCUCAUCCAGACCCAGCAGAUCACCCCCCAGCUGGCCCUGCAGGUUCUCCUUCAGUUCGAUAAAGCCAUCAACGCAGCACUGGCCAGCCGGGUCCGGAACCGGGUCAACUUCAGGGGUUCUCUGAACACCUACCGGUUCUGCGACAACGUUUGGACCUUCGUUCUGAACGACGUGGAGUUCAGGGAGGUCACAGAGCUGGUCAAGGUCGACAAGGUGAAGAUCGUCGCCUGCGACGGAAAGAGUGAGUCCGAGCAGAACUGCAACAGAACCUGAGAAAGAGUCCGGAACCCAGAUCAGCUGCAGAUUCGGGCUCCAACGCUGCAGAGUGAUCCUCCAUCGGCUGGACUGUACAGAUAACUUAUACAGCACAAUUACACCUGUGUGUGUGUGGGUGUGUGUAUGUGAGUGAGAGAGUGUGAGUGUGUGUGUGUUUUUUAUUCCCAUCAGGAGAAGUGUGUUCAAUUUGUUGAAUCAUCUUUAAUAAUAAAAGUUGAUGGAAAGCUGC